Messenger RNA from Penicillium diatomitis, 519 nucleotides. RefSeq lists its product as uncharacterized. The record is from RefSeq and is a predicted model, not a curated record. The coding region runs from base 1 to 519 and encodes 172 amino acids. Lineage: Eukaryota; Fungi; Ascomycota; Eurotiomycetes; Eurotiales; Aspergillaceae. The transcript has a single exon.
AUGGCGAACCAAGAAGAGGUCUUGAACUUGUCUGCAGACAUGAGCAAUAAAUUGGCGACGUUCUCAGCAGAGCACCAACCUUUAUCGACGCCACUUCCGCGAAGACCGCCAGUAGAGCCCAACCGGCCCAUUCAGAGUUCCACGGCUGAGCCCAAGCUAGACAUUGGGUUCGUGAGUGAUUUGAAUGCGAAGAAAAACACCUUGUAUCAGUGGCCAGAGAUUACCGAACCUGGAGUAUUGAAGAGUUAUCCAGCAGCCGAUACUACUUCCAAAGCAUGGCUGGAUCUGGCGAGUUACGCUAGGGAAGUCCUUGCGGCCCAAGAUAGCCGUCACUUUUCCCUGGGUUUUACAAUAUGUGGAUCCUUUAUGCGAAUAUCGGCGUUUGACCGUCUCGGGGGUGUCGUAUCAGAACGCUUUGACAUAAACAAGGGCGGGCUUCUAUUUGUGUCCAACGUUCAGGGGUCUGUGGAUGAGCGAGGAGUAAUGUGGAUUCGACCCUAUCAUAACCACGAAGGAUAG